GGGCGGGGCGUGGACGGGGGCUGGCGGGUCAAGAUGGCGCUGGCGGCAGGGCUUCGCUUGGCGCGCGUGCUGCUCCGCCCGAACGCAGGGCUUCGCGGCGCGGCCCCCGGGGGGCUAGGCGCCCGGUGCUUCGGGAGCCCGCGGGUACUGGUGGAGCCCGGGCCGGCCGCAGGGGUCGCUGUCGUGAAGCUGAAGAGCCCCCCGGUGAACUGCCUCAGCCUAGAGCUGCUGACGGAGCUCAUCAUCAGCCUGGAGAAGCUGGAAAACGACAAGACCUUCCGAGGCAUCGUCUUGACUUCGGACUGCCCUGGGAUCUUCUCGGCGGGCCUGGACCUGAUGGAGAUGUGCGGAAGGAACCCAGCGCACUACGUCGAGUACUGGAAGGCUGUGCAGGAGCUGUGGCUGCGGCUCUACCUGUCCAAACUGGUGCUGAUCGCUGCCAUCAAUGGAGCCUGCCCGGCAGGAGGCUGCUUGAUAGCCCUCUCCUGCGACUACCGGGUCCUGGCUGACAACCCCAAGUACCGCACCGGGCUGAACGAGGUUCUGCUGGGCAUCAUCGCCCCCUUCUGGUUCAAAGACACCCUGGUGAACACCAUCGGGCAGCGUGCCGCGGAGCGCGCCCUGCAGCUGGGGUUGCUAUUCUCACCAGCAGAGGCGCUCCAGGUGGGCAUAGUGGACCAGGUGGUGCCCGAGGACCAGGUGCAGAGCACAGCGCUCUCAGUGUUGGCCCAGUGGAUGGCCGUUCCAGACCACGCUCGACAGCUGAGCAAGAACAUGAUGCGAAAAGCCACGGUGGACCGCCUGGUGAAGCAGCGCGAUGCAGACAUCCAGAACUUCGUCAGCUUCCUCUCCAGAGACUCCGUCCAGAAGUCCCUGCAGGCGUACUUAGAAAAGCUCAAAGGAAAGAAGGCCUAAGGUUGAGCUGCCCACCCAGGGUCUCAGCCAUGCGCACCCUCUGGGGGCUCACUGGUUCCAAGGGACUUUCAGGUAUUUUCUGACUUAAAAGUUACUUUUAACUCUC
Messenger RNA from Manis pentadactyla (Chinese pangolin), 1021 nucleotides. It is a transcript of the gene ECI1, whose product is annotated as enoyl-CoA delta isomerase 1. Gene Ontology annotation, biological process: fatty acid beta-oxidation. The record is from RefSeq and is a predicted model, not a curated record. Gene Ontology annotation, molecular function: enoyl-CoA hydratase activity. Gene Ontology annotation, cellular component: mitochondrion. Bases 34 to 915 code for a protein of 293 amino acids. The transcript has 6 exons. NCBI's taxonomy places the organism in Eukaryota, Metazoa, Chordata, Mammalia, Pholidota, Manidae.